This is a messenger RNA of Kazachstania africana CBS 2517, 888 nucleotides long. RefSeq names its product phosphoserine phosphatase (gene SER2). Lineage: Eukaryota; Fungi; Ascomycota; Saccharomycetes; Saccharomycetales; Saccharomycetaceae. Gene Ontology annotation, cellular component: cytoplasm. The record is from RefSeq and is a predicted model, not a curated record. Gene Ontology annotation, molecular function: magnesium ion binding; L-phosphoserine phosphatase activity. Bases 1 to 888 code for a protein of 295 amino acids. Gene Ontology annotation, biological process: L-serine biosynthetic process; dephosphorylation. The transcript has a single exon.
AUGCAAAAGUUUGUUAUUACAGUGAUUUCGCAUGGAGACAUACUUGAUAUUGUUCCAUUUGAAAAGACUAUUUCAAAAGAAUGUAACAUAGUUAAAACGAUAAAGUUGUCAUCCAGAAGCUCAGAUAUUCACGUUGAAAGUGUAGAGAGGCCUCAAGACAUAGAUACCGCUGCUCAUGACGUGAUUAUUCAGAAAGACGAUGAGUACCGUCGUAAUAAGAAAUUAGUGGUGUUUGAUAUGGAUUCUACACUGAUUUACCAAGAAGUGAUUGAAUUAAUAGCUGCGUAUGCUAAUGUUGAAGACAAAGUGCGUUCUAUUACGAACCGUGCUAUGAAUAACGAAAUUGAUUUUAAAGAGUCUUUAAAGGAAAGAGUUGCGUUACUGAAAGGGAUACGGUUUGAAGAUAUAUUGAAUGAAAUAAAGGAUAAAUUGGUGAUAACUGAAGGUGUUACAGAUCUUUGUCACGUUUUGAAAGAAGAUGGCGUCCAUUUAGCUGUAUUAAGUGGUGGAUUUAUUGAAUUUGCAGAAGUGAUUAAGAAGAAGUUGAAUUUAGAUGUUGCAUGUGCAAACGUUUUGGAGAGAGAUUCUAAUGGUAUAUUGACUGGGAAAUUAGUCAAUCUUGACGAAAUUGUAGAUGGUGAAUUCAAAGCUAAUAAAUUACUUUCCAUGUGCAAAGAACUAAACGUGCCAGUGAAAUCAAGUGUAAUGAUUGGAGAUGGUGGUAAUGAUUUACCGGCGAUGUCAGUCGCAGGAUUCGGUGUUGCAUGGAAUGCUAAACCAAUAGUUCAAAUGAAAGCGCCAAGUAAAUUAAACACCAAGUCUUUAAGUGAUGUCUUGUACAUAUUUGGAUACACACAAGAGGAAAUUAAUGAAAAAAGACGUCAUUAA